Molecule: messenger RNA, 3148 nt
Organism: Apis dorsata (giant honeybee)
Lineage: Eukaryota; Metazoa; Arthropoda; Insecta; Hymenoptera; Apidae
Product: proclotting enzyme-like
Exons: 9
Coding region: 1119-2879 (586 amino acids)
Biological process (GO): proteolysis
Molecular function (GO): serine-type endopeptidase activity
Source: RefSeq, a predicted model, not a curated record
GGAUGUAUUCUUAUAGAAUAAGACAUACAGAAUAGUGUUAUAAACAGUUACAUCGUGUACCUUUAACAGAUUCCUUGUAGAAAUACGUACAUAUUCUCAUAAGGAUAUGACUGAACAAUUUGUAUAUUGAAUUUCACAAGACAGAACAAUGUAUCUAAUGAUGUUGGAAUUUAGGUUCAUACUUGAAGCACACGUACUAUGUUUCAGUAUAGCGACAAUUACUUCAAUAUAAAUAAAUUUAUGGUAUAUUAGAAUAAUUUGUUUUGAUAUAUCUGUAAUUUUAUAUUUUAAUGAUUUUUGCCAAUUUUGUUUAUUUGAUUCCAGUUCAUUAUUUAAUUUUUAUUUCAUCGAUAAAAGAAGAAAUUAAUCAAGAGGAUAAGCAUACUAUACAGCAACUGUGAACUAAAAUAAAAAGACAACUUCAGAUAUAUGAGAAUUAAAGCAUUCAAAAAUUCAAAUAUAUAAAAUUUAGAUAUUUGGGGAUUCAGAUAUUUAUAGCGAGAUAAAUUGCUACAUUCGCAAAUGUAUAUUUUUGGCACACUAUUGUAUCGUUGAGUGAAAAGAGAACGAAUAGAAAUACACGAUAGAGAGAACACUUUCCCUCAGUUGAAUGAGUCAAGGAUGGUAGUUACUGUGAAAGAAGAAAAGAGAAAAGAUUGAGGGAAUGGGAAAGAGUGAGGGAAUCAUUUCAUCGAGAACAAAGUAUGUCGAGGUCUUUUCACGGACAGUCAUCCUAAUUGAGAUUUACCCCAUGUAUAGUGAUGAUUGCACGAUUCCGAUGGUUUCCUUCCUCCUUUUUAAUUUUUUUAUUUAUCCCCCUCUUUUUUUUAUUUCUCCUUCUUUUCCUCCAUCUUCUCUCUUUCUCGUUUACAUACAUGAUCCUUUCUCUUGUUUUCUCUACCUUAUUUCCGCCCCCCCUCUUUCUUGUCAGCUCCCACCUUUCAGUCAAAACUCAAUAGACGAUGGACAAUUCGCCGGUAGUCUCGCGAACGCGAUAACUUUGUUGAAAUAGUUGAACGUUGUAUGCCCGAUCGCGAAUAAUAAGUGUUGUAAUAUAAUCGUGAUAAAAACCGUGUGGUAUGUGAAAAAGAUCGGUUGAAUGUUUUCUCUGGAUCAGGAUGUCAUCGUCCACUGUUUUGAAAUUGUGCAUAAUAUGGAGUUUGCUAACGAGUUCCUGGUCAUACACCGAAGAAAUCACUCAUUAUCGUUAUCAUUCAGCAUCAAACAAAUUUGGAACAUCUCAGACAUUUAUAACACCGAUAAAAAGAUGGAGAGAACCAGAUAGAUGGGAUAAUAGUGAUCCACAAAGAUUGGGUCCACCAAUUUUUCGAAAAAAUAUGCAUAUCAGACCUUACGUAAGAUUAGCGAAAGUUGAAGAAAAACGAGAACAGCCGGAUCCUCUGGUUACGAUUACCGAAACUUUGGGUGCCUUAAAUACUGUCGGGAGUUAUAUCGUUAAUAUGACCAGAGGAGUAGAGAACUCAAAUUAUCCACCAAAAGAAUUACCAUCAGCUAUAUACACUAUUUCAAAGAAUAUUUUAGGACGCAAUGUAACAGAUAGUAUUGCACCGCUAGUCCGAGGUGUAGCUUUACCUCUACGACCUAUACCGACCGAAAGUUCCUCUGUCUCUUCUGUUUCUUCUUCUCCUGCAGAGAUUAAUCAAAACACUAGAGAAAAAGAAUCAGUGAUAUCGUCGGUCGAUUGUACUACAGCAGAAGGCAAUCUUGGAAAAUGUCAGGAUUUAAGUAACUGUCCUCAAUUGUUGCUCGAUUUGACCAAACUCAGACAAUCAUUAUGCUUUAAAAGUUUAUUUGUUCCGGGCGUUUGUUGCCCAUUGACCGAUAAAGUCGACAAUAAUGGAACUAGCUCGAUAGCCGGUAUAAUUCCAGCACCAGGAAUCGAGCCACCUAUACAUUCUCCAUCGAGACCACCAGUCCGACCAACGAAGCCACAUCAAACUCCUCGACCCAUUCCAUUGUUUCCUGUCAUUACAACUGAAUUCGUUUCAGUAUCUCCUAUCAAUCCAUCGGUGAAUCAUUCAACUAAUUUCUUUGGAUCUUCAACAUCCGGCAGCACUAUUGAUAAUAAUUUUAUACAAAACGAUGAAGUAGAAUGUGGAGUAAGAAACUCGGGUAAAUAUCGAGUAGUUGGCGGAGAAGAAGCUCUUCCAGGACGUUGGCCUUGGAUGGCAGCGAUUUUUUUACAUGGCUCUAAACGCACAGAAUUUUGGUGUGGUGGAUCUUUGAUUGGAUCGCGAUACAUUUUAACUGCGGCUCAUUGUACACGCGACCACCGUCAACGGCCAUUUGCUGCUAAACAAUUCACUGUACGUCUUGGAGACAUAGAUCUUGAAAGGAAUGACGAACCAUCCGCGCCAGAAACUUACUUGGUUAAACAAAUUCAUGCACAUCCAAAAUUCUCUCGUGUUGGAUUUUAUAAUGAUAUUGCAGUUUUGGAGUUGACGAGGACUGUUCGAAAAUCUCCUUAUGUAAUACCGAUUUGUUUACCACAAGCACAUUAUCGGAAUGAACGAUUUGCUGGUGCUAGACCAACCGUUGUUGGAUGGGGUACUACCUAUUAUGGUGGAAAAGAAAGCACGGUACAGCGGCAAGCAGUGCUUCCAGUAUGGAGAAACGAAGAUUGCAAUGCAGCUUAUUUUCAACCAAUUACCAGUAAUUUUCUUUGUGCUGGUUAUAGUCAAGGCGGCAAAGAUGCUUGUCAAGGUGAUUCCGGUGGUCCACUUAUGCUUAGAGCAGAUGGUAAAUGGAUUCAAAUCGGUAUUGUCUCGUUUGGUAAUAAAUGUGGAGAACCAGGAUAUCCGGGAGUAUAUACGCGUGUUACUGAAUACGUAGACUGGAUUAAAAAUAAUUUGAAUUAAGCAUGAGCAAUUUUUAUCUUAAUUGAUUUGUAUUUCCGACUUCGGAUGACAUGAUUCUUAUUCGGUAAUACAAUAUCAUUUGUAAGUAUAUUAUGUGAGUGCCAAGAAUCUUAAUUUAUACAUUACCUCUUUAUAUUAUAUGCACUAGCGUAACUAGAAUAAUUGCACAUAUAUUUGUGCAAUCAUACAAAUUUGUAAAUUAUAUUAUAAUAAUUGUACAUACGCGCGCACACUUAUAUAUGCAAAUAUACGUAAUUUAAUAAAUUAAA